Messenger RNA from Anoplopoma fimbria (sablefish), 777 nucleotides. RefSeq names its product claudin-18-like. Gene Ontology annotation, molecular function: structural molecule activity. The record is from RefSeq and is a predicted model, not a curated record. The coding region runs from base 1 to 777 and encodes 258 amino acids. The transcript is spliced from 5 exons. Gene Ontology annotation, biological process: cell adhesion; bicellular tight junction assembly. Gene Ontology annotation, cellular component: bicellular tight junction; plasma membrane. NCBI's taxonomy places the organism in Eukaryota, Metazoa, Chordata, Actinopteri, Perciformes, Anoplopomatidae.
AUGGUGGCCACUGUCUGUCAGGUGAUGGGCUUCCUUCUCAGUUUGUUAGGGGUGGCGGGAAUAAUUGCGGCGACUGGGAUGGACCAGUGGGCGACGGAAGACCUCUACGACAACCCUGUGACUGCCAUUUUCUCGUACUCUGGCCUGUGGAACUCGUGCGUCAGGCAGAGCUCUGGCUUCACAGAGUGCCGACCGUACUUCACCAUUCUGGGACUGCCAGCUCUGCUCCAGGCCGUGAGGGCCCUGAUGAUCGUUGGUAUUGUCCUCGGAGCCAUCGGCUGCAUGAUCGCCAUAUUUUCCAUGAAGUGCUUGAAAAUGGGGAACAUGGAGGACAGCAUCAAAGCCACAAUGACUCUCGCAUCUGGGAUCAUGUUUCUUCUCUCAGGGGUUUGUGGCAUUGCUGGGGUGUCGGCCUUUGCUAAUUUGAUUGUGCAAAGUUUCCGGUUCACAACGUAUAGCGAUGGCGGGUACGGCAUGAUGGGAGGGGGUAUCGGUGGACUUUCAGGAUCUCUGACUCCGAGGUAUACUUUUGGCCCUGCUCUUUUCGUGGGGUGGAUCGGCGCAGCCAUCUUGGUCAUUGGAGGCGUCAUGAUGUGUCUGGCCUGCCGUGGAAUGUCCCCGGAUAGAAAUCAACGGUACGACGGGAUGGCUUACAAAACCGCCUCUCAACCCACUAUCUACAAGACCGACCCCAGACCCCGUCCAGCCCGCAAUGAGUCCUACAUGGCCCACAGUGUGGAGGGAAGGAUGUCCAACCAGAGAUUUGACUAUGUGUAG